UCAGUGAAGAACGUUGACGAGUUCAGCGAUCAUCAACCUUUCUCCAUUAUUUCAUGGAACAUGGGUCACGAGCAAAGCAAGAAGAGUCCUCAGUCUGAGGGUGCUGAAGCUUCAGCUCCUAGGCGUCCUAGGACUGAAGAUCAAAUGUCUCAUCCUUUGCAGUCAUACAGCACUGAUCCCUCUGAACACCCUACUACCAACGUUAUUGCUGAUGAUAUUUGGCGAUUGUUGGAAACUAACUCAAGGGCAGCACACACAGCUACUGCUUCGCCUAGACAACAAGGCUCGUGGCUUGGUCCUUCUCAGCCAGCAACCAGCACCCUGCACCCUCGGCAAUAUUACCAGCCCACCUGGUCAUCUUCCCCUUAGUACAAAGCUCUGCAUGGGCGCCCGCUGGCCAUGAUGCGCCCCUCUCUUACUGCUCGUCAUCCUUUGAUCACUCCAUCGGCCAGCCCAACUACCGCAUCUCUGAUGCAUCUCGAGGGCCCGCCAGCUUCUGGACCAUCUGGUAGUGGCGGAAAACAAGUGGGAUCACCGAUACCAAUCGAAUCGUUGGAUCAAGAACUGUUCGAUCGUCUGAAGUCCAUCUUCAACUCUCAGGAGGCCGUUGUCGAAGCAGCUGUUCCUCGUGAGGCCAUCGAUGUGGAUCCGGCCCCCGAGGAAAAGAAGAAGCAGCAAAAGCUUGAAGAUCUACUUGCAACCAACGUCUUCAAAUCCGAUGUCACCACUCUCAAACGCAAGAAAGCCCAUGACAUUUUCGCCAUUGAGAGCAAGAAAAAAUUCAAAAGACUCAACACUGACAAGAAGAAGUCUGACUGAAAAAAAUGUUGAAGAAAUGUGGAACAAACUUUCUCCUGAUGAGCAGCUUGCCUGGUUCCACGAUGAUGAGAGGAGGACUAAAUUAGUUAAAGAGUAUGUAUAGCAAAGUGAAUGUUAACUUUGACGUCAAAAGUUUAAGCGGUAGAGGUGCUCCCUGCCAGGCACUUAGGCCUUUUCUCGACUCUUAUCGACACAUGCAAUCAUUCCCUUGGGAGUCCACGUUUUCUUGCAAUCAAAUGAUACUACUUAUUAAUUGUUUGUAUAAUAACUAAAAAAAAUUAUUCCUUAGAUUGCUGUCAUUAGUAAAAUGUAUUCCUUAUUUGUGUAGCUUAAUUUUGAGAAACAAUUCACUUAUUUGACUUAUUUCAUUUGUUGUUGUAGGUUACAAAAUAAAGUUUUCUCAAUUUGGUUUAAA
Neocloeon triangulifer is the source of this 1234-nucleotide messenger RNA. RefSeq lists its product as uncharacterized. The transcript is spliced from 5 exons. Lineage: Eukaryota; Metazoa; Arthropoda; Insecta; Ephemeroptera; Baetidae. The record is from RefSeq and is a predicted model, not a curated record. The coding region runs from base 61 to 369 and encodes 102 amino acids.